Messenger RNA from Nerophis lumbriciformis (worm pipefish), 1923 nucleotides. Lineage: Eukaryota; Metazoa; Chordata; Actinopteri; Syngnathiformes; Syngnathidae. The record is from RefSeq and is a predicted model, not a curated record.
AUGACUUGCUCGGCGUCAGAUAGCGAGAAAAUCGUGAUCAACUGCGGCGGGAUCCGCCACGAGACCUAUCGGAGCACCCUGAAAACGCUGCCAGGGACGCGCUUGUCCUGGCUAACGGAGCCCGACGCCUACAGUAACUUUGACUACGACCCUAAGUCUGACGAGUUCUUCUUUGACCGCCACCCGGCUACUUUCGCCUUCAUCCUCAACUAUUACCGCACCGGCAAACUUCAUUGUCCUAACGAUGUCUGCGGGCCGCUCUUCGAGGAGGAACUCGCAUUCUGGGGCAUCGAUGAGACGGACGUGGAGGCGUGCUGUUGGAUGAACUAUCGGCAGCACCGAGACGCCGAGGAAGCUCUUGACAGCUUCGAAACCCCGGAACCCGACGCACCCGAGGAAGACCCGGCUCUCACCGGGGGAGCGGACGGUGACCUGAAGCGGCUGUGCAUGCAGGAGGACGGUCGCAGGGCGACCUGGUGGGAAGUGUGGCAGCCCAAGAUGUGGGCGCUCUUUGAGGACCCCUACUCAUCGAAAUACGCUCGGUAUGUGGCAUUUGGAUCACUCUUCUUCAUCCUCCUCUCCAUUUCAACAUUCUGCCUGGAGACCCAUGAAACCUUCUACACCAUAUACAACCUGACGGAGAACAUCACCGUUAGUAAUGUGACACAUGAAGAGACAGUGUUUGAAGUUGUCACAGAUGGAUGGCUGACAUAUGUUGAGGGUGUCUGCGUCAUUUGGUUCACGAUUGAGGUCCUGGCGCGUGUUAUCUUCUGCCCUGACAAAACUGAGUUCUUCCGCAGCGCCCUGAACAUCAUAGAUUUUGUGGCCAUUGUGCCCUUUUACCUGGAGGUAGCGCUUAGCGGCCUAUCCUCCAAAACAGCCAAAGAUGUGCUCAGCUUCCUGCGUGUUGUGCGCUUUGUUCGGAUUUUGCGCAUAUUCAAGCUCACUCGCCACUUUGUUGGUUUGCGAGUACUGGGCCACACCCUGAGGGCUAGCACCAACGAGUUCCUGCUGCUUAUUAUUUUUCUGGCGCUGGGUGUCCUCAUCUUCGCUACCAUGAUUUACUACGCCGAGCGCAUAGGUGCUGACCCAGAUGAUCCAACUGCUGGUGCCCACACAGACUUUAAGAACAUUCCCAUUGGUUUUUGGUGGGCAGUGGUGACCAUGACAACACUGGGUUACGGAGAUAUGUUUCCAAAGACAUGGUCGGGAAUGUUGGUGGGCGCCCUCUGUGCCUUGGCUGGCGUGUUGACCAUCGCAAUGCCUGUUCCCGUCAUCGUCAAUAACUUCGGUAUGUACUACUCCCUGGCCAUGGCAAAGCAAAAGCUCCCGAAGAAGAGGAACAAGCAUAUACCCCGACCACCGCAACCUGGCAGUCCUAACUACUGCAAACCAGAUGCUCUCGCCAUGGCAACCGCCUCACCCCACAGGCUGAUGGGCAAUGUUCUAGGACCCGGCAUGGUGGGAUCAGCCAGCAUGAUGGGUGCUGGAGAUUGUCCACUUGCACAGGAGGAAAUCAUUGACAUCAACAGGGCAGAUUCCAAGCAAAAUGGUGAUGCUGCUGCUAAUGCAGCAGCACUGGCCAAUGAAGACUGUCCCACAAUUGACCAGGUCUUGGGGGAUGAGCGCAGCCCGGCCAUCAGAGGCCACGGUUCCACCACGAGCCGUGAACGCUACCCGCAUGAUCGGGCCUGCUUCCUUCUGAGUGCUGGGGAAUUCCAACGUACAACAGAUGGCAACGUUCGAAAAGAAUGUGUUAUCUCCUGUGCAUCCCCAGGUUAUGAGAAAUCCCGCAGCCUAAAUAAUAUUUCUGGGAUGACGGGUGCCCCUCUGCGCCUUACCCCUAUCAACAACACCACCUUUGAGCCUUUUGAGCCGCCUGGUUUUAGGCGUUGCCACUCUCCCAUCCCUUCCAUCUUGUAG